Prorocentrum cordatum is the source of this 1015-nucleotide messenger RNA. The record is from the annotation of a GenBank genome assembly. Lineage: Eukaryota; Dinophyceae; Prorocentrales; Prorocentraceae.
GGCUCAGGCCUGGGGCGGCCCCGCGCUCCUCGAUCCUGGCGGCUCUGCCGCGGCCGCGCGCGGCGGCGCCGCAGGCCGCGGGGGGGCGAUGGCGAAGCCCCGCGACGAUGGGGCGCUGGGGGAGCCCAUCAAGUGGGGCGACGGGGAGAGAAGGGGGACAACUUCAUCGCAGCCGAGGACAUGCCCAUCGCGCCCCAGGUGACUUCGCGCAGGGUCCACAAGGUUGACAAGAAGCAGGUCCAGGAGGAUAAAAAGGAGUACGUGUCUCUAGAAUGGGACGACGUAUUUCCGAAGAAGCCGAUGGACCGUUUGCGUUGGCUCUUCAAGGCUUUCGAGGCCGCGAAGAACGGCAAGCUCAAAGAAAAGGGCAAGAUAUUCGACAUCAUCGUCCACAGAAAGUUCUUGGAUGGGCUGAAGGGUCAGAUUGCGACAGACACGCUGAACCUCAUCAGAGGGAACCUCACGAUCUUCUCAGCGAAGCAGCAAAAGCAGUUGACCUCGGACCUUGACAACUUCGAGCUCUUCCGAAAGUACGCGCCCAUCAACGUGCUGGACGGACUCGGACGACGACGAGGCCGAUGCACCACCUCUGCCUCCCCCACCUGAGGUGGUGGUGGAAGAGAAGAAGAAAAGAAACCGGCAAAAGAGGAAGAAAGAGGAGGAGGACGAGGAGAGGGCGACAGCGAGGACGACCUAGACACGAAGAAGAGGCGGAAGCUUGCAAAGGGCGUGGAGCGCCGCGUAGACCCCGCGGACGGGCAGGCCUACAACCUGGAGGAGCUUCAUCGAGGCGUACGGGGGCACUGCCAUGAAGCCCCCCGACGAGUGGGAGAAUGCCAGGCACAGCGCCUUCAUCUUCAAGUCUUAGGGCGCGUCCGGAAGUAGGCUCCGACCUGGCCGCGGCGAGGGUGCGCCCGCGCCCUGGGGCCCAGACCUGGCCGCGGCGCGGGUGCGCGCGCGCGGUGCAGCAGCGAGUGCGAACACGGCGAGCGUCGCCCUGGCCAGAGGGAGGACG